CCUAUAAAGUGGAAGGACCGGAUUGUUGUGGUUCGGUUAGAUUCCUAUUCGUGUAGUCAAUAACAGAGACAAACUGCUGUUCACCUGAACUGGGAGUCGGAAUAAAUCCGUAAUUACUGACAGUAUUGGUGAUUAUUUGUUUUUCAAACUAAAAGCACAAAUAAAAGCGAGCGCGAGCCAAUUUGGGAACAACUUCCGGGACUGAGGAAACUGACAGAACCUGAGAUCUGAACAACUCUCAUCUUUGGAAAUGCUAAGCGUGUGCUGAAGCCAGCAUAUGCUGCGGCUGCAGGCAUGUGUGCUGCAGCGCAGACGGACCUGUACGCCGUGCUGGGAGCCCACCCCUCAGACUCAGUCCAGCAGCUCAGACGCAGAUAUCAGCAACUUGCUUUGCAGUUCCACCCGGACCGUGUGGGGGGAGAGCACUCCUCAACAGCAGAGUCUGCAGUCAGCAGGUUUCUGGAGGUGGAUGCAGCCUGGAAGAUCCUCAGCGACCAGAACACGAGGAGGCAGUACGACUCUCAGAGGAGAGCUGAGGCGCUGACACAGGACUGCCCAGUGGACUCUACAGUUCACCUGGAGGACAUGAACUUUGACCUGGAUGACCACAUGUACGCGUACGACUGUCGCUGCGGAGGAGGGUUCAGCAUCUCGGAGCAGGAGGUGGAGGAGGAGACGGAGCGGGAGGACAGGGAGGAGGGAACUCGCAGAAGCGUGCUGGUCUGCUGCGACACGUGUUCGCUCAGUGUAUGCGUCACCUGGACAUCCGACUGGAAAGCGAAGGCGUAAGGAGCGCUGUCAUGAUCCGGAUCCUCGUGACUCGGUGGAAGUGUCAUGUGACUGUUUUCAUGUGACCUUCUCAAAGCUAGCCUUGAACUGUUGCAGAUCCAAGCACCACUGAAUCCUAAAGUACUUAGGAUUUAAGUAAUUUAUUGUUUAUUACUGAAAAUAAAAAUGAGUAAAAUGGAAAA
Molecule: messenger RNA, 971 nt
Organism: Oryzias melastigma (Indian medaka)
Lineage: Eukaryota; Metazoa; Chordata; Actinopteri; Beloniformes; Adrianichthyidae
Gene: dnajc24
Product: DnaJ (Hsp40) homolog, subfamily C, member 24
Exons: 5
Coding region: 295-789 (164 amino acids)
Biological process (GO): positive regulation of ATP-dependent activity
Molecular function (GO): ferrous iron binding; ATPase activator activity
Source: RefSeq, a predicted model, not a curated record